UCGCGACAGUAAUCAUUCGACACAAAUUGACGAAGCGAAUACGUCUCGAGUCUGAUUUGUUGAUUACAAAGAAAGUGAGAGAUAGUAAAGAAUUCUUCGAGUCGUACAUUUACAGUAUAAGGCCGAUAUGCUGCGCCUGGCGAUAGCAUUUGGUCUGGUUUGUGUAACUUUAGGGCAAAUAAGAGAUGAUAUAUUCGUCGUAACUGAACAAAAUGUGCUCAGCCCGCCUUAUUUCAAUAUCGCUUCAGGAAAGAAAAUUGGAGCCACGGCAACGUGCGGUGACGAAAAUGAGGAACUAUUUUGCAAACUGACUGGAGGUACCAACUUCGAAUUCAGCAAUAGUCUUCACCAGGGCCAGGUUUGCGACAUCUGCGAUGCCACAAAUCCAGAGAAAGCUCACCCUGUUAAGAACGCAAUCGACGGUACUGAGAAAUGGUGGCAGAGCCCCCCACUUUCCAGAGGGAGCCAGUUCAACAAAGUGAACCUCACUAUUCAUCUCGGACAAGUGUUCCAUGUUGCGUAUGUCCUGAUUAAGUUCGCCAACUCACCAAGAGCUGGGACCUGGGUUUUGGAACGCUCCUCUGAUCAUGGCGAGACCUUCCAACCGUGGCAGUAUUUCGCAAAUACCAACAGCGACUGUUUCAACUUAUUUGGAAUGGACAGUCUUGAAGAAAUCACCAGGGACGACAGUGUUGUCUGUACCUCUGACUAUUCCAGUGUUGUGCCUUUGGAGAAUGGAGAGGUUAUUGUGUCAAUGAUAAAAGGACGACCUGGAGCAAAUAACUUUUCAUAUGCAACCGUAUUGCAAGAGUGGAGCAAAGCCACAGAUGUUCGUCUUCGUUUCUUAAGGACCAAAACUCUUCUCGGACACUUGAUGGCGAUAUCUGAACAAGAUCCAACUGUUACUCGACGGUACUACUACAGUAUCAAAGAUAUCAGUAUUGGUGGAAGAUGUGUUUGCAAUGGUCACGCUGAUACGUGCUUGCCAGAUAAAAAUGACCAGUACAAGUUAAAGUGUGAGUGCAGACAUAACACUUGUGGCGACAGCUGCGAACGUUGCUGUGAAGGUUAUGUACAGAAGGCAUGGAGAGCUGCUGUUCCCGAAUCUACAAACCAAUGUGAAGCCUGCAACUGCCAUGGUCACAGCUCAGAAUGUCAGUAUGACGAAGAUGUGGCACGUAGACGACUUUCUAUUGAUCUUGCUGGAAACUACGAGGGUGGUGGUGUCUGUCUGAACUGUCUUCAUAACACGGCUGGUAUCAACUGUGAGCAAUGUGCCAGUGGUUAUUGGAGACCAUCAUCAGUUGACCCACGGAGUAUAGAUGGAUGCAGACCAUGCGACUGUGACAGCACCUACACUGUAGGAUCCUGUGAACCAAACACUGGUCGAUGUUAUUGCAAAGUUCAGUAUGCUGGUGACAGAUGUGAUCGUUGUGCACCUGGAUAUUAUGACUUCCCUGAAUGCAGACUUCCAGGUCAAGCUUGUGAUUGUUACUACAACGGAACCUUAAAUGAUGUUUGUCUCCCACUUGGUGAUGCUUGUCCAUGCAAAUACAACUUCGCAGGAAAAUACUGUGACGAGUGUGCACCGGGGUUCUUUAACUUCCCACAGUGUGAUGUCUGCGAGUGCACCGGUGAAGGAGUAGCAUCUGAUGUGUGUGAUCCAUACAGUGGAGCUUGUCCUUGUGCUGAUGGAUUUGCUGGACCAUCUUGUACUGAGUGUGCAGAUGGUUACUUCAACUAUCCACUCUGUCAGAGAUGCCCAUGCAGUGAUGUUGGAACUACUGGCAAUGUCUGUGAUCCUAUUACUGGACAAUGCAUCUGUGGCGACAAGUAUGCUGGACAGAGUUGCGAUGAUUGCAGAUCUGGAUUCUUUGGAUUCCCAGUGUGUCAAGAAUGCCAAUGUACUGAACCUGGCAGCCUUGACAACACGUGUGACACACGCAGCGGACGUUGUCACUGUAAAUCCAACUACCGAGGUGAAAGUUGUGAAGAAUGUGCCCCUGAAUACUAUGGGUACCCCAACUGUGUCUCCUGUGACUGUGACCUGCGUGGUUCACAAAGAACAACUUGUGAUCAAACCAACGGUCAGUGUUUGUGUCGUCCCAAUGUUGGUGGGCGUGCGUGCGAUCACUGCACCCCAGAUUAUUUCAACUUCCCUCGUUGUGAGGAAUGCAGCUGUGAUGCUCGGGGUAUUGAAUCUGUUGUGCCAGGAGUGUGUCUUGCUUUCACCACUGGUCAAUGCGAAUGCAAACCAAACGUAGUUGGAAAGAACUGUGAUAUGUGCAAACCACUGCACUAUGACAUUGACCAGGGAUGUGUCAGCUGUAACUGCUUCCUUCAGGGAACAUUAGAUGGUGUUGGCAACUGUGACAGUGAUGAUGGACAGUGCUUCUGCAAACCUUACACUUGCACACAACGUUGCUCACAGUGUGUUGAUGGGUUUUAUGGUUUGGAGGACCUUAACUACCUUGGAUGUACCAGCUGUCAGUGUGACAUUGGUGGUGCCAUGACUGCAUCUUGUGACAAGAACACAGGGCAGUGCCGAUGCCGUACCGGAGUUGCUGGGCGUCGUUGCAACAGAGCUGCUGAUGGUUCUUACUAUCCCACUUUGUACCAAUACCAGUAUGAGCUUGAGUAUGGUAAAACACCAGAAAACCUUCCAGUUCGUUAUGGAUUCAGUGAAACUGAUUUCCCCGGUUUCAGCAUGAGUGGCUAUGCUAAAUUCUCUGUUGUCCAGUCGACUGUCGUCAUGCACGCCCCGGUGAACACGCAUAACCUUUACCGAGCAGUCAUGCGUUAUGUUAACCCAACUACCGACGCUAUCUCUGGAACCGUAUACUUUGUUUCAUCACUCAACGAGGAUGGUUCAGAAUCAGCAGAAUGUGUUGAUUGUCCUGGUCAGAGCCAAAAAGUUACAUUUGAAGUCACAAGUGAACCAAGAAUGGUAACUGUCUCAACACCAUUUGUUUUGAACAAAGGCGUAUGGACAAUUGUUAUUGAAGCUCAACCAGGUCUUCUCAUUGAUUAUCUUGUUCUUCUUCCAUCUGAAUACUAUGAGCCUGGCAUUCUUCAACUUACAUCCACCGUCCCAUGCAUUCCAUCCAUAACCUCAAGUGACACUGAGUGCGUCAUGUUCACUCAUCCAAGUCUUGGUGGCUUCACCAUGGUUGAUGUAACCAACCAUGCUGGUAGUUUAAGGACUGACUCUCCUUCCACCGCCCACCCAGAGAUGCUGGUUCUUGAUGGAACAAGUGGGGUUGCUGAACAACAAACCUACACUGUUGAUAUCGCUCUGCCGCAAGCUGGGAAAUAUGUUCUUGUUCUUGAAUAUGCGAGCACACAAAACCAGUUACAAAGAUCUUCAGUGACAGUGUCAGAUGGAGCAGCUAAUGAUUAUUCAGAUGUUAAGUUCAAUGUCUACGCUUGUCCUUACUCAUUCUUGUGCAGACAAGUUGCUCUUGGUGUUCUUGAUGAUGUUAAGGUGUUCGAGCUGUCUCUUCCAACUAUGAGAGUCACCAUGACAACAGAGGCAGGUGCUUCAUUUUACAUCAAGUCAUUGACGGCAAUCCCAUAUUCUGAAUGGACGAUGGAGUUGGUUGAACCAAAACCACUUUGCAUUACAACAACCGGUCCUGCCUUUGAUCAGUGUGUUACAUCGGUGUACCCAGUUCCACUCGGAAGUUCAAAAUUCAACGUACCUGUGCCAACCACAGUUGAUGGAGAUGAUGAGCCUGCACCACCGACAUUGCCCGACAAUAUCAAUGAUGAGAGUGUACAACUAGUUUAUUUGGAUGGUGCUGAUGUAACUGGAGGUGGACAAACCACUCUGCAGAUACCAAUGAACCUUAGGCCUGGAAGAUAUGUCUUCCUUGUUCAUUUCUACAACCCUGAUCACAUAAGUUUUGCACCACGUGUGGUGAUUGAUGGCGGGAUUGCUUCCACUGGUGACGCCAACAUCACAUACUGUCCCAGUGCUGAUGGUUGCCGGGCAGUUGUUACUAAGGAUGAUGGAAGCGUUGUGGUUGAUAUUACUGUCCCAACAACUACCUUCACGAUCACUGUUCCCAAUGGCAAAGCAUUCUGGGUUCAAUAUGUGCUUGCGGUGCCAGAGGCAGACUACAAUCCAAAGCUGCUCAACCUUUCCCCUACUGACAAAUCUAGCGAUUUUAUCAGAAAAUGUGGCACAGAUGGACAACAGAGCUUUUACGGCACUUUGGAAAACCCAUCUGAGUUCUGCCAGGAAUCGAUCUUUUCACUUACAGUCAACCACAAUGCUGGUGCACUUCCAUGCAACUGUUCGGGUGCUGGUACUGUGGGUGGCGGAGAUGCUGCUUGUGAGGCAUAUGGAGGUCAAUGUCCAUGUAGACCAAACGUAAUUGGACGUCAAUGCGAGCGAUGUAAGACCGGAUAUUUCAGCUUUCCCAAUUGCCAACCAUGUGACUGUGGUGGUGCGAUGUGUGAUCCAGUCAAUGGAAACUGCAUCUGUCCAGUCAACACCAUUGCCCCUGCAUGUGAUGAGUGCCAACCUCUUACACACUCCUUCGAUCCAAUCCAAGGUUGUUUGGAAUGUGAUUGCAACGCUGAUGGAGUUGAAAAUGUAACUGACCGUGGUUGUGAUGUUGCUGAUGGGCAAUGUAACUGCAAAGAAACGGUAACCGGACAAAGAUGUGACCAAUGCAAGCCUGGGUACUUUGGAUUCCCGAACUGCCGCAAGUGCCAGUGUGAUGAGCGUGGAAGAGCAUCAGAUGGUUGUAACCCAAUCACUGGCCAAUGUCUCUGCAAGCCUAAUGUGGCUGGAUUACAGUGUGACAGAUGCAAAGAUGGUUCAUUUAACCUUAAUGGUACCAAUCCAAAUGGAUGCACUGAAUGUUUCUGCUUUGGAGUAAGUGAUAGCUGCACACCCACACAAUACCCUGCAACUGAAAUUUAUGACAUGACUAACUGGAGGAUGCUGUACCUACAAGAGCCUGUUCCUGAAGUUGAAACAUCUUCUGAUGGCCAAACACUCCGUGUUGAUGUUGCUAACAAUGGUGGUGCUCAAGACCCACAGUCGGCUAAGAUCUAUUGGGCUGCACCAAAGACGUAUCUUGGGGAAAAGGUUGGUUCAUAUGGUGGUGACCUUCGUUACAUAGCUUCAUAUUCAUUUGGAGGACGUGGUGAUGCUGAUUUUGGAUCAGUUGGAUCUGCUCAGCCCGCUCCUCUUCUAGCUCCAGUUCCUGAUGUCAUACUUAAGGGUAACAACAUGGUAAUUGGAUGGGUUAAUGAAGGAGGAUAUGAAAACGUGAACUUGAAGCUUUCGGAACAUAACUUCAAACAUGAACAAAGCAAUAUUCAAGUCACCAGAGCAGAGCUGAUGAUGGUCUUAUCUGAUCUUCAAUCUCUCCACAUCAGAGCUGCUCCGGAAGUUGGAGUAUCAAGUGUGAGCCUCAGGGAUGUUGUCAUGACGACCACCGACUACUCACUUCCGCUUGGAUCAGGAGCAACCAUCCCAAGUGUCGAGGAAUGCAGUUGCCCACCAGGCUACCAUGGACAUUCUUGUGAAUUUUGUGAUGCCGGCUACUACAGAGAUCAAAGGGGGCCAUACCUUGGAUAUUGCAAACAAUGUGAUUGUUAUGGACAUUGCGUGACUUGUGAUGAAGUUGGCCCAAUUUCAUCGAAAGACUGUCUGCAUAACACUGGUGGCGAUAACUGUGAUGUUUGUAUUGAUGGUUACAUUGGUAAUGCUACAAGUGGUGAAAUUGAUGCAUGCCAACCUUGUCCAUGCCCUUUCCCAAUGGAAGAUGGAAACUUUGCCGAUACUUGUGAGCAACUUGAUGGAGAACUUGUGUGUUACUGCCAAGUCGGUUACACUGGUGCACGAUGUGAACUGUGUGCAUCCGGCUACUUUGGAAACCCAGCUGUGUAUGGUGGAUCAUGCCAACCAUGCAACUGUCAUGGAAACCUUGACCCCAAUCUUAUCAUGGAAACUUGUGAUCCAUUGACAGGCGAAUGCAGUGAAUGUAUGUUCAACACUGGAGGAAAAUAUUGUGAAAGAUGUGCAGAUGGUUACUUUGGUGAUGCCAUAAUUGCACGGAACUGCACAGAGUGCGCAUGUGACGCAUGUGGAACAAAUGUUUGUGAUCAUAUGAUGGGACAUUGCUCAUGUCAACCUCAUGUAAUCGGAAGUCUGUGUGAUACUUGUGAACCAGGAUUUUACAAUUUCGAUAGUUGCACCGGUUGCCAGAACUGUGCAUGUGCUGAAGGUGCAUUGAACAGCGUCUGUGAUGUCAACACUGGUGAAUGUCAGUGCGCUCCAAACAUUGUUGGCGCUCGAUGUGACAGAUGCGCGCCUGGAUUUUAUGAUUACUCUGAAAUGGGAUGCAAACCUUGCAAUUGUCGCAACAAUGGGCCAUGCAAUCCAGUGAAUGGUCAAUGUGAAUGCCCACCAGGAAUCACCGGAGUACAAUGUGAUCAGUGUGAACUUGCCCGUCAUAUUUUACCACCAGGCGCUCGGGAGUGUGAGAGAUGUGGAACCUGCACAGAUGAUCUGCUUGAUGAAGUUGAACCAAUGACAUAUCAAGUGAACGCAGCUUUUUCUCAGCUUGCCAACAUCUCUGUUGGAGUCCACGCAUACAGGAAGCUCCAGGAACUGCAACAACUGAUUGAAAACGCAGCGAACAACAGUCUCAUCGAAGAAGGUUUUAUGACUGGAACUGUGAGAAGUGCUAACAACCUCUUGGGAGGGGGACUUGCUGGUCUUGAAGAGAUGGUUUCCGGCAGUGGAGAGGAUAUUGACGGUUCUGGCAUGACCAGAAGCGCUGCCGGCCUGAAUCAGCCACCCUCGUCGUCGUUUAACGACAUUUUCCUUGUGAUUUCAUACGGAGAAUCCGCAGUUUCGGAAAUGUGCAACCAUACUGAAGUGCUACUUGGAAAAGUGACUGAAACUGAAAAUGUGACAAUGAAUGGACUCGCAAAUGCAAUGGCACUUGAGACUGUCGCUGGAGAAUUUAUGGCCGAUGUUGCAGACCUCAAGAUGAAGCUUAAUGAAGAAGCCUCUGGUGAUGCAGAUGACUAUUAUCAAAAACUCAGAGAUGCAGAGAUGAUUUUAUCUCGGAUGCAAGAGCGAGAUUUUGUUCCAAUGAAAUCAGCUGCAGAUUUAGAACUUGGUCUUGCAACAGAUUUGUUCGACCGAAUCAACACAAACUUUACCGUGCCUGCCACAAAUGCUUCAAAUAAAGUUGAUGCUCUUGGUGAAGAACUCACAACAAAACGCAACAAGCUUAAGGAUCUUCGAUCUAAACUCAAUGACGCAAUCUUAGACGUAAAUGAUGCCACGACAGCAAAUGCUGUUAAUAGAAAAAACCUCACAGAGAUGACAGAUUCCAUCAACAGUGAGUGGGCAAUGCAUGAAAUCAAUUCUGACUCGGCUAUGGUAGAAGACUUGCUCACUGAUGCGGAAACAUUGCUGAAUGCAUCAGUGACUUCUGUGAAUGGACCAAUCACAAACGGAAUUGAUGAGCUUGACCAAUUGCAUACUGGUCUGACAGAGAGCAUUGGAAGGCUGCAGCCUUUCUAUGAUAACCUUUCUACCGAGCUAGAGAGUGCAACAGUACUGGCUAAUGCUUCAAUUGCAAAAGCGGCUCAGCUUGCCGAUGAUGCUGCAGCACUCAGUGCGAUCGUUGAAACUGAUUCCCAACCACACCGAGCAGCAAACGUUUACCAGGAGAUUUACAUUGCUAUGACCAACGCUGCAAAUGCGGCAGAAGAAGCAUUGAUGGAGGCAACAAAGGCUGAAAAUGAUGUUGCUGAUAAGAACCUGCAAGCCGCAGCGGAGGCAGCAGAACAGAGGAGCAGCAACCUUCUGUCAGAAACACAAGAUCUUCAGCAAAAUGAUAUUAGCAAUUUGCAAGAUAACAUGAUGAUGACAAAAGAUAAACUUACAGAACAGGAAGCCAGUGUAACAUCCUUGAACAAUCAGUUGGAUUCUCUGAAUGCUGCUAUUGAUGCUUUGGACAGAGGAACUAUGGAUGCUGACAUCGCUUCAACUCAAGAUAUUGCUGCUGAGGCAGAUAGAGCAGCAGAUGAAGCCACGGUUCAAGCUGAUAUUUUACAAGAUCAAAUUAGGAAUGCACCAGAUCCCAACACCGAUUUAGCAAGAGAGCUUGCUGUAACUGAACAGUUGUUAACUGACUUAGAGACGAGCGUACCUGUACUUGAGAGCACAACACAGAACACGCAAGCCAAGGUAGAGAGACUUCGUGGGUUGGAGAGCAGUCUUGGGCUUCUACAGAAGAUUGAUGAUAUUAAAAAGAAGAUCUCACUCACUAGACAUGUUGCAAAUGGGGUUAAAUCUUCAAUGCAAUUCACGAGUGUACCAGAAGGUCAACCUGUGCAAUAUGUGCAACUUCGUACCCCUGUUACUGUUCAAGGACUUGAAAAUAACCUCAUUGCUGAAUUUUACGUCAACGUUGACCCAGAAGCUGCUGACAACUCACUCAUGUACAUUGGUGAUGCUGCUAGGUCCGAUGGUGACUUUGGUGCAGUAGAAACUGUUAAUGGUAAGGUGAGGUAUUACUUCAAAGUGGGAAAUGGAUUCAGACAACUUGAGAGUGAUGUUGCAAUCAACACUGGACAAUGGCACAAGAUCAUAGUUCGAAGAAUUGGAAACUUUGGUUCUUUGGAAGUUGAAUAUCCAUCACAAGAAGUGGGACGUGGGGAUGGUACACCUGCUUCAAGCGUGGCUUCUGAUUACAAAGAAGGCAGAACUGAUGGCCAGGAACAAGUGGCCAAUAUCCACCAUAGCAGCAUGAGUUUUUACAUGGGUGGAAACCCGAUGGCAUCGCCACCAAGUCAGAUUCAAAAUCAUCAAGUUGGUUCCGCAUGUAUUGGCGAAGUGAAACUUAACAAUGAAACAAUUGGAAUUUGGAAUUUCAAGGCAUAUGAAGGACCUAAACCUGGACAGAACUGUGAAGAUAGGCCUUCAUCUGAUGUAUCUUCCAACCCUGAUAACUUACUUGGGGUGGCUGGUCUUGGAUCAAACCAAGUUUGGAGGUUCAGUGGAUACGGAAGUUAUGUACGGAUUGCUCGUUCAGACAUCAGUUUCCUCAACAACAAUGCAGGCGUUCAUUUUAUUGGAUUCAAGUUUGAAACUCUUCAAGAUAAUUCACUUCUUUUCCUUGUUGGACAAACCACUGAUCAAUUCAUUGCACUUGAGGUGGUUGAUGGUAAACUAGUGAUGACAUGGAACUAUGGUUUUGCUGGUGGCCCCCGAAACCGAACGCUACAUGAUGUUGGUGAUGUGACGAUGCAUGACCGACAGUUGCUGGUAAAGACUGGUGUUGCUACAACUCAUAGAGUCACUGUGGUCUCUGUUGAUCUCAGACUGAUAUUGCAAGAUACGUACGACAAUGGAUCACCAAAUAUUCUUGGAGAUGUAUGGAUUGGUGGAAUGUGGAACACCAACAUUAACCCAGACUUCAGAUCACUUCUCCGCAACAUUGACGUCUCAUUCCGUGGUUGUCUUCGUGAACUGAACUUCAACAGCCGAAGCUUUGAUAUUCAAAACGCAAUUGAAAACAUGGGUGUUACAAGAGGUUGCCAAAAAGAGUCAGUAUCAGACCUCAGGCUUGCGGGUGGGGACUUUGUAAAGAUGCCUUCAUCUCUUCCAAGCAUUCAAAACAUUGAUGGCAACGUUGUCAUGAGAACUGGUACACCAAGUGGAACCAUCCUUAACUUCCGUGACACUGAGACCAAUGAGCAGCUGACACUCUUCUUGCGUGAGGGUCAUGUAGUCCUGAGUGAUGGAGUCCAGGAGGUUGAAUCUCGGGAGUUCUAUGCCAAUGAUCAAGCUCAUAUGAUUAAUUUCAAACGCACAGCAGAUGGAUCCAUGAGACUUACCCUGGAUAACUCAGAUAGCAGAAGAUAUGAGUCUCCACUUGCACUAGCUGAGACUGAACUUAGCAGGAGAAGGCGGCAAAACUUCGGACUAGAAGUAGAAAUUAUCAAUCCACAAGUUUAUGUUUAUAUUGGUGGCGCUGAAAACAUGCCCAUGUUCAAUGGUUGCAUCAAAAAUCCAUACAUUAUGAGACAAGGCAGAACUCCUUACAUUCUGACUUCUGCGUUGAACUGCGAAGCUUCUGGAACAUCAUGUGUCGGUCGCCCAUUGUUCAAUGCAUGUAAUGUAGGUAGAGUCAUCACACAGGAGGUUAUGGAAAUUGGUGACAAUUUGGCUGCUCUCUCUUCUGUGUCUGCACAUAGCAGUGCUGAUGAAUUGAAUGGACGAGCACGAGAAGACCUAACUGCUCACGCGCAAGUGAAUGUAAUAGAAGUUAGAGUACCAGUAUACAAUGAAGGUUAUGAGUCAACUUGCUCACUUCCGUACCUACCAGAAUCACGUGGAUACAGAUACAUUGGUGAUGGUUACAGCCAAUAUAUUGUCAAAAGAUUCAAUCCAUUGAACUGGAGAUUCUCUUUGUCAUUGAGAACCACAAGAAAACGGGGUCUUAUCUUUUUUAUGUCAGAUACCAGGUGCAAUGAACACAUCGCUGUCUAUGUUAAACAUGGAUUCAUCGUGUUCAGUGUGAUGUUUGGAAAUGAAAGAACCAGAUUGAAGUCUAUUCAGACUUACAAUGAUGGCAUGUGGCAUCAUGUGACCUUUGAAAGAAAAGGAAACGCAACUCAACUUAUGCUUGAUGAUAGCAUUGAAGGACAAGGAACCAUUUUCAGCAAUUCUCUUACUUUCCUUUCAAACAAGGAGUUCUAUAUUGGUGGCCUUGAAGAGGUACCUAAGAGAUUUGCUGUGAGGCAUAUCAAUAGGAAGAAUCUUGCAGACUUCACAGGAUGUAUUAAAGAUGUGAUGGCAAACAACGUUCCAAUUGAAAGAUCUGGAACAAGUUCAGUUGUUCGAAGCAAUGUCUCCCCUUGUUAUGAAGGAGGGUCUGAACCUGGAAUGUUUUAUCCACAUCCAAAUGAAGGAUAUUCAUCCGCUUAUAUGGUUGGAAUAGCUAACUACACAGUUGCCACAAACAUAGAGGUCACCUUGGAAAUAAAGCCAAGGGCUCAAAGUGGAGUUCUGUUUGCUGUCGGUGGAACAACCGGAAGUUUCUUCCAUCUUACACUAGUUGAUGGUCAAAUUGUAGCAAGGGUAAGACAAGGUGGUGAGACAUUGUUUACAACCUAUGAUCCAUCUCAGUACAGUGACAACCUUUGUGAUGGUCGAUGGCAUGUAAUUCGAGUUAUCAAAGCAAAGAACAUUCUCGCUCUGACUGUUGAUGACAACCUUGUUACACCAAUUGAAGAAGGCUUGCUGGAAAACAGUAAUUGCGAUACAAAUGGAGAACUAUAUGUUGGUGGGCUUCCAGUUGGUGUACACAUGGAUGGCAUGUUGACACGUAGUCAGUACCAGGGUUGCAUCAGGAAACUUAGAGUGGAUUACUUUCCAAUCAACCCAAGCACAUCAUAUUCAAUCUAUGGAGACAUCACCACCAACAACUGCCCAAUUCAAUAAAUCCUAUCAUCAUAAAUUCUAACAUCAUAAACCAUAUUUAUUUAACAAACAACAUCAAACCAUAUUUAACAAACAGAAUAAUGUGUUUUUUCUUAAGUAUUAAUUGUUUAUACAAGUACCAAAAACAAUGGUUUUAUUCAGUACUUAAAUUGUUAUGCCAAAGCUUAUAUAGAAAGCUGUAUUACCACUGCCUUAACUAAUAUGAUAAGUACAUAUGUUCAUUCCAGUGGCUUUAACUAACUGCCCCAAAUGAUUUAUCAAAAAGCUAUAUCCACUGUAUAUAUCAGCCACAUGUAAAAAGUUCAUAUUUACUAACUGCUUAAAGGGAUUGUCAGUAAAGUGCAAUAAAACUGACCUUGCUACAGAUACGUAGAAGGCAGUUAAAUAUCCAUCUGUGUAUUCUCAUUGUGUUAACUGUCCUUGCCAUACUUAUUCUAUCAACAGUUGCUUUAAAUUCAGUACACCACAUUUCUGUAGGACCAUUAUUCAUCUAAUGUAAAUAUGCUAUUGUUUGCCUAUCAAUCAUACUUGUCUAUUAGCAUGAUGAAACAGCAAACUUAUGAACCUAAUGGACCACAAAAAAA
Molecule: messenger RNA, 12072 nt
Organism: Ciona intestinalis (vase tunicate)
Lineage: Eukaryota; Metazoa; Chordata; Ascidiacea; Phlebobranchia; Cionidae
Source: RefSeq, a predicted model, not a curated record